Molecule: messenger RNA, 1404 nt
Organism: Electrophorus electricus (electric eel)
Lineage: Eukaryota; Metazoa; Chordata; Actinopteri; Gymnotiformes; Gymnotidae
Gene: pcna
Product: proliferating cell nuclear antigen
Biological process (GO): translesion synthesis; mismatch repair; leading strand elongation
Cellular component (GO): PCNA complex
Molecular function (GO): DNA binding; DNA polymerase processivity factor activity
Source: RefSeq, a predicted model, not a curated record
UGCGCAUUCGGACUUGACCAGCGCUUCCAUCAAAAGCACAACGAAAGCGCGCGCGGAAGCAUUUCGGAGCCUUCUGUCCCGGGGAGCGGCAGUGUCAGAGUUUGCUCGGCUUUGGUCGCCUUUAUCGAACAGUCGCGGCUCCCCACUGCGCUUUGUGCUCCGGAAACGUAGGCUGCAUCUCCAGAUCCAGCAGCAUGUUUGAGGCGCGGCUGGUGCAGGGCUCCAUCCUGAAGAAGGUGCUGGAGGCGCUGAAGGACCUGAUCACGGAGGCGUGCUGGGACGUCAGCUCCUCGGGCGUCUCUCUGCAGAGCAUGGACUCCUCGCACGUGUCGCUGGUGCAGCUCACGCUGCGCAGCGACGGCUUUGACUCCUAUCGCUGUGACAGAAAUCUCGCCAUGGGCGUCAAUUUGAGCAGUAUGUCGAAGAUCCUGAAGUGUGCCGGCAACGAAGACAUCAUUACUCUGCGUGCGGAGGACAACGCGGAUUCCCUCGCGCUGGUGUUUGAGACGCUCAAUCAGGAAAAGGUCUCCGAUUAUGAAAUGAAGUUAAUGGACUUGGACGUGGAGCAGCUUGGAAUCCCAGAGCAGGAGUACAGUUGUGUGGUGAAGAUGCCAUCAGGUGAGUUUGCUCGCAUCUGCCGUGACCUUUCUCAGAUCGGCGACGCCGUCAUGAUCUCCUGCGCCAAGGACGGCGUGAAGUUCUCAGCCAGCGGAGAGCUGGGUACCGGCAACGUCAAACUGUCCCAGACCAGCAACGUGGACAAGGAAGAUGAGGCUGUCACGAUCGAGAUGAAUGAACCAGUGCAGCUCAUCUUUGCCCUGAACUAUCUGAACUUCUUCACCAAGGCCACACCCCUCUCCAAAACAGUCACGCUCAGCAUGUCUGCAGACAUCCCUCUGGUGGUGGAGUACAAGAUCGCUGACAUGGGUCACAUCAAAUACUACCUGGCCCCAAAGAUCGAUGAGGAGUCUUCCUGAGCGCGCACAAAUCGCCCGUGACAACCAACUGCUCCGACCGCACCAACAGCCUUGGGAAGACGACCAAGCGAGUCCAGUAACGAGUGUUUAGACGUUCGGUGCCUAUACCGGGUGCAGUGUUGCAGGCGCUCUCAUGCUGUCCUUACAUCCAGUCUUUUUGAACCCCAACUGCAGCCCAGCAUUUUCAGGUUUCCUGCUAUAUCCAAUGUAUAGAUACAUGUCUGUAAAUACAAUGAUGGGACUUGUUCUUUGUUUCUAGUCAAUAAAACGUUUUGUAAUGGUAAGAACUGUGGAGACAAUAUUUAAUCAUGUUUACACAGAUCGAUGUACAGGGGGGCUUGGUGGAACAUUGGUGAAAGGUAGAAAUGUCUUUCACCAGAGACCGGAUAAGUGGAAUUAACUUCGUUUUUCUACCUUUUUACAUAAA